Messenger RNA from Geodia barretti, 399 nucleotides. The record is from the annotation of a GenBank genome assembly. NCBI's taxonomy places the organism in Eukaryota, Metazoa, Porifera, Demospongiae, Tetractinellida, Geodiidae.
UUGGAACCGCAGCUCGACCCCAUUGAGUUCUCCAACUGGCGCAACAAUUACCGGGGACUUGACACCGACUGUUGCGUCUACGGGUUCCGCGGACCGGCGGCACCCAUCGACACGCGCGUCCACUUCUACUUCAGUUCCGAGCGUUUCUUCAGGGCCUACACCAGCGACGAUAUCCAAGAGCACAAGAACAAGGCACUGCGAGCCCUGAAUGAAGCCGACGCAACAACGGACUGGCAAAAAGUUUCGGACGAAAUUUUCUACGAAGUCGGGACUAUUCCUGGGUGGACCAUGCCGAUCAGCGCAACCAUCGAUCCGGAUGUGGUGGCCGAGUAUGUCUUCCUGGGGCCGAACCAGGGAAGUUUCAUCUACUUGGAAUACGUGAAGGGCGUACGUGAAUAG